This is a messenger RNA of Paecilomyces variotii, 2653 nucleotides long. RefSeq lists its product as hypothetical. Bases 298 to 2445 code for a protein of 715 amino acids. NCBI's taxonomy places the organism in Eukaryota, Fungi, Ascomycota, Eurotiomycetes, Eurotiales, Thermoascaceae. The transcript has 2 exons. The record is from RefSeq and is a predicted model, not a curated record.
UCGCCAUCGUCCGAUGCGGCGCUCACCGAGUUGUUCAUAUCCGGGCAAAAGCUCCGUCAAGGGCUGGAACCAUCCAAUUGCCAGUGAUUUUGUAGGAAAAUGAAAUACGAGCCCUCGUGAGCGGGUCUUCCCCAGGAAUCGAUCUAUUUCGUGAAGAGAAGGUGAAUGUGGCGAUCUGGGGAAAGUAGAUAUGGGAUAUAAAGCGCGUAAUUGAACUCUCCAGAUUACGCCCGCCCCAGCGUGUCGUCUGCCUGCUGGCCCUUGUUUCUUUGGCAGAGAAUUUUGGCAGCCGUCAAGAUGCGUACUUCAACGCUGCUCCCCGUUCUUCUUUUCAAUGGCUCAUCCAUUGCGAGCCCAGCGGGUUCCUCAUCUGUGAUCCAGACUCCAGCUCAAUCGAGUCCAUUGUCGUCUGAAAACAAUGGACCGGCAAUUAUACCAGCGCUGAGUGCUGGACAGGAUCAGCAGCAGACUUCAACGUCACUUGCACCAGCAGCUCAAACAUGGGAGGCCAAGCAUACUCCCAUAGCGGUUGCACCGGCAGCUUCACCGGUCGAGUCAAGUAACAGUCCGGCAAAUGCAGCCUUCACGGUCCCAUUCAGUACGCAGGGAACUCCACUGGCAGUGCCAACUGAGGCGCCUGGGAGCAACUCCCAGCCAGCUGCCACAUCCUCGCAGGAGCCCUCGUCAACUCAGAGUCCGCCACCGAGUGUAUCAUCCAUCUUAUUCCCGCCCGGCACCUCUAGUAACCCUCUUACAGACAUCGCCAACUUCCUGCAAGGUAUUAGCGGCCUCCUGUCGCCGACCUUGUUACAGGACAUCGAGUCUUUCUUCCACCACAUCGCCUAUCUACUCGAUGACAAGACCACAGACCAGACAAAAUCUCUAAUAAACACUGCAUCUACCUUGUUGACGCCUGAUUUGAUCAACGAGGUCACUGGUCUCUUGCGUAACGCAAACUCCCUCUUGACACAGGAUUUUGUUAAAGAUACGCAACAAGUGAUUGGAGCCGUGGCACCAGUGCUAACUCCUCAGCUGCUGAAGGAGGUUGGCGGUCUGGUUACCAAUGCGAACAGUCUGCUUACGCCUGAAAAUGUCAAGAACAUUGGCGGUCUCAUCAGUGGCGCAGGCCCGCUAUUGACUCCUAGCUUCUUCAACAAGGUCGGAGGGGUCUUGGACAACGCAAACGAGCUGUUGACACCUGACUUCGUCAAGGAUACCAAGGACUUGAUCAGCGGAGCGGGACCGUUGCUGUCACCCUCAUUCUUCAACAAGAUCGAAGGCGUUUUGGAUAACGCAAACGACCUGUUGACACCUGACAGUGUGAAGGAAAUCAACGGUCUCCUGAAUAACGCUAACGAACUGCUGACACCCGGAUUCGUCAAGGAUACCCAGGGCUUGAUCAGCGGAGCAGGGCCGUUGUUGUCACCUUCGUUCUUCAACAAGGUCGGAGGCGUUUUGGAUAAUGCAAACGACCUGUUGACACCCGAUAGUGUCAAGGAAAUCAACGGCCUGCUCAACAAUGCUAAUGAGUUGUUGACCCCCGAGUUCGUUAAGGAAACUAAGGGACUCAUCGGCGGUGCUGGUCCACUUCUAUCACUUUCAUUCUUCAACAAGGUUGAAGAUGUCCUGGACAAUGCGAAUACCUUGUUGACACCGGGCUUCGUCAACGAAACGCAAGGCUUAAUCGGGGCCGUGGCUCCAGUAGUCACACCGGAUCUCUUCAAGCAGGUCGAAAGUGUCCUGAACAAUGCAGAUGAUCUUCUGACGCAAGACUUCGUCAAGGAAACAAAGAGCCUAGUCGGCACAGCGUCCACAGUGCUAACACCAGACCUCUUGAAGCAGGUUACAGGCCUAUUGGAUAAUGCCGACGACUUGCUGACACCCGAUUUUGUGAAAGAUACUCGGGGCUUGAUCACCACUGUGGCUCCAGUGUUGACCCCAGCCGUUCUCAAGGAAGUCGAUAGCCUCUUGCUGAACGCCAACUCGCUGUUGACUCCAAGAUUUGUGAAUGAGACACAAGGCUUGAUUGAUAAUGUCUCUCCCGUUUUGACGCCAGAAGUCCUGGGUGAAGUUGGCGCUAUCCUGACCAACGCCAAUGCCCUGUUGACCUCCAAGUUCGUUAAAGAAACCCAAGACUUGAUUGAAAACGCCGGACCAUUGCUUGAUACUGUGGGCCCAGCACUCACACCGGAUGUUCUCAAGCAAGUCAGUGGCCUCUUAACUGGUGCUAGCAACUUGUUGACUCCCACAUUUGUCAACGACACGAGAGAACUGGUUGAAGAAGUAGCACCAGUCAUCACCCCGGAUCUCCUGAAAUCCACUAGUAGUCUCCUGAACAAUGCCAAAGCUCUCUUGACCCCGAAGUUCGUCAAUGAGACGCAGGUGUUGAUUGACGACGUCUCAGACUUGCUACCGACUGUGGUAAAGCUGCUGGGUUCCCUGUGAACAAUUCGAACUUCGCGAGGAACGACCAGCUGGGAUCGAUGUGGAAGAUGCAUUGAACAUUAUGAGUGGAUAGACGUUUUUAUAUGUUUCUGAUAUGAUGAACGCUUCCUGAACGACAUGCGGUGUAGUAUUCGGCAUGAUAACGACUAAUGUAAUUUAAUAUAUGCAAAAAUGAAAAUCCACCAUAUUGUGUCUCGGAGCAGUAUCC